Messenger RNA from Fibroporia radiculosa, 4272 nucleotides. RefSeq lists its product as uncharacterized. Gene Ontology annotation, molecular function: histone H3K9 demethylase activity; chromatin DNA binding; transcription coregulator activity. Gene Ontology annotation, cellular component: chromatin; histone deacetylase complex. The record is from RefSeq and is a predicted model, not a curated record. Gene Ontology annotation, biological process: regulation of transcription by RNA polymerase II. The transcript has 7 exons. Lineage: Eukaryota; Fungi; Basidiomycota; Agaricomycetes; Polyporales; Fibroporiaceae. Bases 1 to 4272 code for a protein of 1423 amino acids.
AUGUCCUCCUCCUCUUACUCUGCUCUUGCAAAUUGGGAUGGCAGAAUGAAUGCUCGACAAAAGCCUCUCUCUACUCAACGCUCCGCCCGCCAUCAGCAUACUAAUUCAUCUGCAGAAUUUGAUUCUGCAUGCAACGCAGUACACUCUACUCCUGCGCCUCCAUCUGCAUAUUCGUCGUAUUCUUCGUCAUCUUCUUUGGAAAGUGCGUUCGACUCGUCUAGCUCUGACGAGAAAGAUCAAAUCACGGUCGUAGGCCUGCUGGAUGUGCCUCUUCAGGAAGUGGACGACUCUGCUUGCGCGGACACUAGUUCCUCGGUUGCCAAUUUUAGCGACCAGUCGUAUCUCCCGGCACCUGCAGCACACAAUCUCACGAAGUCUCCAGUGUCCAACACUUUUGACACAACACUCUCAUCUGAUGCACUAGGUACUGGUGUGGAUAUCGAUUCUCUCAGCCACGUACCAAUAGACCUGGACGGAGAGGUGGGGCUCUCGGUUCUUGGGGGCGAUGGCCAUGGUGGAGUGCUCCAAGGAUUGGAGGCGUUCUCUCAACAGAAGUCACCACUGUUCUUUCCAUCACCAGAAUCUGACGACGCUCUCGCUUGGACACUGUCUACGUCAUUGAUGGAAGAGCCUCAGAAACCUCUAGGUCCCGAUAUGCUGUCAGACAGCAUUUCCCCGGAAUCUCGUACAGCCACCAAGGAGCCAUCGGCGCUGGUAUCGAAUCGAAUACCAAGUCGCAUUGACUUGGGCACGAAUCUUGCUAAGCUUCCAGUAUCAGGAGCUUCUUCCUCUAACCUACCACUUCUGGCACCCGCGGCUAUGAAUCCUCUGCAUACCGUUGCUUUAAUGACACGUGAGGAUGCGAGCACUUCAACAUGUAACAGGAUGGGUACAGCCCAAGACCCUCGCCAAUAUAAAGGUGUGAGCGAAUCUGUUUUAGCGAAAGCAACUGAUUCCUCCCGUCCCAUGGCAGCCUUGGAUUCAUCGCCAUUAUCUUCGCUUGCAACAUUAUCCCCGCCAGGCAAACCACGAACUUAUGCGUCAUUUGCAUUAACAUCGCGCGUUGGUCCCCGCUUCCCUGCGUCUUCGCAUCCUCAAAUUUCCUCUUAUCCACACUCGUCAAUUUCUGCAACAUCUCAAUCGCGUACCAUCCACAAUCGCGCGUUUGUCCUCAUUCCUCCACUUCAGAAUACUCGGAAGGAGGAUUAUGUUGACGCGAGUAAGCUUGGAAUUCUAAAACGAGUCGAUCGGAAUAGCGGUGCGGAUAAAGCGCUGUUCAAGAAGAAUGAGAAGAAAAGGAAGACGGCGAUCACUCAAGCAUGCGAGAGGGGGCGCGAAAAGGAAAAGUCAGUGAAGAGACGCAAGCGAGCGCAAGACGAUCACGACUGGCAACGAUCAGCUACCCCUGCACACGAACGACGCCAUGAGAUCUCUAGCGCCGUUCUCGCCCAAGGCUUUUGUACGCCGCACAGACAGGCUAAAGCUCACGCGCUUGCGCAGAUUUCACAGGCACAAACGACCUCGGCGAAUUUGGAGAAGGACAAGAGGGCCGAAGCUGCAGUGAUGCAGCCAGCUGGUCAGGAACCUGUCCAAGAGCAUCCGCCUGCCGCCAGUAUCAGCAUCGCAGCGCCUCGCAUGUCGAGCCCCAAGAAACGCGGUCGGCCUCUCGGCUCAGGCUCAUCCAGGGUCCUAACGAAGAAGACAAAGCUUGAAGCCGCAUCAGAACAGAAUAUCUUACAACACGUGGAUGUAGUGCCGGCUCUGCCGAUUCCAGACAUGAUAGAAGACGAGCCUGAGUUUGCACUGGAUGGUUCAGACACUGAUAUCGGAGUAGAUGUGCUGGAGCCUUUCUUACCAUCGACAACUUUGUCCAUUGUGGAUGUUGACGAUGAGGAUACGGUGCUUGUGAAUCCUUACGCGAUGUGUCUUGCGUUGAGAUUCGUAGUGCACGAUAAAGACAGUGCGUGGUGGAAGGCGACUGCAGAGGGGGAGCGAAAAGUAUGGGAAGAGAUGCGGGCGAGGAAGGAAGAAGAUAGGCUUGAACGGGAGAGGUUUUUGAGAGAAAAGGCGAAGGAAGUGGAGAAGGUGAAAGUGCGGCGGCAGCAGGAGAAAGCCGCGGCGCGAGCGCAGAGAAAGGCACAGAACGAGAGCCGUCCUCGACCACGAUCCCGACUCGAGGACCUCGUUUCGAUGCCCGAGCUUGAGUCGCCAUCAGAAGUACUCACGCAAGUGGACGGGCAAGAUCCCAGGCGCGCUGUCCAACGGAUCGUCAAAGUUGACGACCAGGGAGAAGGCUCGCCUACAUCCCGAACCCCUGUGAUCACAGCAGACUCGAUAGACUCUGCCACUGAAUUGGGUCCAUCGCCCGCAUAUAUGCAUCCGGAACCGUCUCUCAGCCCAAAUGACGCUGUGCAGCUACAUCCAGAGCAGUUCUACGGAAUGCAUCCUUUGCUUCCAUUGCACGCCAACGCACUAGGCCACCCCUUACUGGACGAGUCGAGAGCUCUCAGCUCUGCAUACCUACAGCGCCAGCAGGCUGGUGCGGAUGGUCCUUGGUUGUUUGGUGGGCCAUGGGCUCAGUCUGAUUUGCCACCAUUCGGCUCUGAUGUUGCUGCGGAGGAAAUGCCAGAUAUGGGAGAUGUUCCAGCCAUGGACACAAGCAUGGACGCUAUGCUAGCGAUCGACACGAGCAUGGACGCGUACGUUGGUCCGUCGAUGGACUUCGAUGUGCAUGAUAUCAGUGUGACCCCUAGUACACUGUUCGGUAGCACAGAGAACAGGUUUGAUGUCACCAAUGGGACUAUUGAUCCGUCUCUGCUUGGGGGUGCUCAGCCGGUUAAGGAAGUGGGGUCUGGUAGAAAAGAGGAGAAGAAGACAAAAGGAGAGAAGGGCAAAGGCAAAGAGAAGGGCAAGAUAAAGACUGACAAGGACAUGGAGGACUCCAGCCGAGCAUAUGCACAUAUGUCCGCAGAAUCUAAGGCAGCAGCUUCAGACGACAAUCGUGGUGCGCGCAGUGGAAAGGCCGGGGAGAAGGGCUUGAAAAAGAUCGCGCGCAAGCCUAAAGCAAGACCUAAAGAGCCCGUUGCGGGACCUAGUGUUCACAAGAAUAUUUUCGCAGAGCCAUUAGAGGAAGGAAAGCGCAAACGGAAGAAGUCUGCGCGUGCUCUUGCAGGGCAUCUCACCCCUUCUCCUUCGCGGACGCCUUCUGAGGGUGGGGAUGUAAACGACUGGAGCGAAGACGACGAGCCUGCCACACAGAUAUCUAGCGCAAGACGAGACGAAAUCCGUGCACUUGCGACUCAGCCAACGGGAUGUCACCAUUGCAGACGUUCAACAGCUAUGGAAAAGAUGCGAUGUACGAUCAUCAAGGAGUCUGGAGAGCCAUGUGGGAUGCGCUUUUGUGUCAAUUGCAUAGUCAAGAGGUACCCUGAAAUCCAGUUCGACGCAUACGCGCGUGUAUUCGAGUGCCCGCGCUGUCUGAAUACGUGUAACUGCACCGUCUGCUGCCGGAAACGCGGGGAAACGUACAUUCCGGCGCCCCGCGGACGCAUCAAGUUUGACACCCUGGAAUUCACGCCGAACAUCCAUCCACAUGGGAAGGGAAAAGGCAAGGAGCGGAGUGGGCCCCCGUCCCCCUCACCAUCACCAUCAUAUGCGCCGCGUUCGCCUGCGCUGCUGCCUGCGAACUACGACAAGGAACUGUGCGAGGGCAUGUACUGGGGCGCGGUGUAUACGGUGACCGGCGAGCGCAUCGGCGGGGGUUUCGUCAGUAACAACAACAGCGGGAUUGUCGUCAAAGAUCCCCUUAUACCGAUUGCGCCGGAGGAUUCGAUGCUGAUCCCACGAAGCGUGAGUCUGUUGACUGUCAAUGAUGGUGAAGACGUAGACGGUGGCGAGGUGGACGGUAUCAAUCUAGACGUUGCUCCACCUCUUCCUCAGCGGCCGCACUCACUACCUCCGAGGAAGCGAGUGUUCGUCGGUGCGCUGCCGCCAACGACUUACAAGUGUACGCCGAUACGAGACCUCGAGACCAGGGUUAUACCCGUUGCGCUCAAUGUACAGGCGUAUGUGGGAAAUAAGUGUAUUUUGGAGCUUCAGAACACGACUGCUGACGGGGACGCGGGUUCGUUCGGAGACGACAAUGGAUACUCGUCGCCACUGUCACCGCUCCCGUCGGAUGAAGAGAGUGGAAACGUUCCAGAGACAUCGGGAGUCGACGUUGGGUUCGCGAUCGCAAAUGCUCUGAUGGCGAUUUCGAUAGUGGAUGUAUGA